AUGGUUCCAUCUGAAAUACCCAAAGAAAAGAAAAAGGAAGCUGCAAAACCAGUUAUAAAGGACACAAUAGUGAAAAAGGAAGAUGAGAAGAUUAUUACAGAAGAUAUCACUAAAGAAGUGAAGAAACCAGAAGAAAAAGAGGAAAUUAUUCCACAAGAAAUACUUGAAGAAAAGGCAAAGGAAGCUGAGAAACCAGUUUCGAAAGACACAGUAGUGAAAAAGAAAGAAGAGAAAGUUGUUACAGAAGAUAUCAUUGAAGAAGUGAAAAAACCAGAAGAAAAAGAUAACACUGUUCCACAUGAAAUACCCGAAGGAAAGAUAAAGGAAGAUGAGGAACCAGUUUCAAAGGACACAGUAGUGAAAAAGGAAGAAGAGAAGAUUAUUACAGAAGAUAUCACUGCAGACGUGUUGAAACCAGAAGAAAAAGAGGUAAUUAUUCCACAAGAAAUACCUGAAGAAAAGGGAAAGGAAGCUGAGAAACCGGUUUCUAAGGACACAGUAGUGAAAGAGGAAGAAGAGAAAGUUGUUACAGAAGAUAUCACCGAAAAAGUGAAAAAACCAGAAGAAAAAGAGAAAACAGUUCCAUUUGAAAUAUCCAAAGAAAAGAUAAAGGAAGAUGCAAAACCAGUUUCGAAAGACACAGUAGUUAAAAAGCAAGAAGAGAAGGUUAUUACAGAAGAUAUCACUGAAGAAGUGAAAAAACCAGAAGAAAAAGAGAAAACAAUUUCAGAAGAAAUACUUGAAGAAAAGGCAAAGGUACCUGAGAAACCAGUUUCAAAGGACACAGUAGUGAAAGAGGAAGAAGAGAAACUUGUUACAGAAGAUAUCACUGAAGAAGUGAAGAAACCAGAAGAAAAAGAUGAAACUAUUCCACAUGAAAUACCUGAAGAAAAGGCAAAGGAAGCUGAGAAACCAGUUUCGAAAGACACAGAAGUGAAAAAGGAAGAGGAAGAGGUUAUUGUUGAAGAUAUCACUGAAAAGUCAAGAAAUCAGAAGAAAAAGAGGAAACUGCUCGACACGAAAUACCCGAUGGAAAGAUAA
Molecule: messenger RNA, 1041 nt
Organism: Schistocerca americana (American grasshopper)
Lineage: Eukaryota; Metazoa; Arthropoda; Insecta; Orthoptera; Acrididae
Product: golgin subfamily A member 6-like protein 22
Exons: 1
Coding region: 1-1041 (346 amino acids)
Source: RefSeq, a predicted model, not a curated record